This is a messenger RNA of Exophiala dermatitidis NIH/UT8656, 1337 nucleotides long. RefSeq lists its product as uncharacterized. Lineage: Eukaryota; Fungi; Ascomycota; Eurotiomycetes; Chaetothyriales; Herpotrichiellaceae. The coding region runs from base 181 to 807 and encodes 208 amino acids. Gene Ontology annotation, molecular function: protein-folding chaperone binding; zinc ion binding. The transcript has a single exon. The record is from RefSeq and is a predicted model, not a curated record. Gene Ontology annotation, biological process: protein import into mitochondrial matrix; protein folding; protein stabilization. Gene Ontology annotation, cellular component: mitochondrion.
CCUGCGUCAUACUAAAAUAAAGUGACUUGGACUCGGAGUUGAAGAUCUCACGCCAGUGCUUGUCUCUAUGUGCAGUCUGUCGCAAAGUGACAAUAGAAAGAUGUACACACUUAACGAACUAUAGACCCUCGAUAAACCAUCGCAUCUACAUAUAACUGUCACAUACCCUUUCCGGACACCAUGCAACCCUUCCUGAGGCGGUUGGGUUCGCGUCCGCCUCUCAUCAAGGCGACAUUCCGAACCCAGUCUCGCCUCCAGUCUACGCUCUUGAACCCCCAAUUCCACCCCCCUCGACACCAACGGGAUUUCCCAAGGUCACCAUCACCAUAUACCUCCUUCAGACGGUGCGAAUCCUCCCUCGCUAUUCCCGAGGAUAAAAAGCCACAACAAGAGGUGGCCAAAGACGUGCCGUCGUACCAGCUAAGCUUCACCUGCAAGCCUUGCCUCUUCCGCUCCACUCACAAGGUGACCAAGCAUGGCUAUCAUCACGGCACCGUCUUGAUCACCUGUCCCUCAUGCAAAGCGCGACACGUUAUUGCCGACCACCUCAAGGUUUUCCUCGACACUAAAUCGACACUGGAGGAUAUUCUGCGAGAAAGGGCCGAGAAGGGCCAGGAUUUUACAAAACUGUUGAAAAAGGGAAAACUGGGCAUCCGGCCAGGCGCACUCGUCGGAAACGAGGGCGAAGAGGACAUUGAGUUCUGGGAAGACGGCACAGAGACCCUCCAUACUCCUGUUUCUGGGGCGAAGCCCAAUCCACAGCAGCAGCAGCAGCAGCAGCAGCAGCCAGAAUCCGAAAAGAGCUGAAGAAGACCAAAAGAUGGCGACUGAAUAACCUGUUCUGUUCCACUCUGGCUUUGGGACAGUGAAAGGCUGCGCAAACUGUUGCAAGAACAGCAGCCAGGAGCCGCGUUCUAGCUGAGCCAGUGUCGCGCCUCCCAGAGCCAGGCUGACUCCCUUGCAUAGAGGCGCGGCUACGUCUGCAUGACUCUGGUGGUCUGCUGGAGACCGUAGAGACUUCAUCGGGAGCGUCAAGCCUGCACUAAGGUAUCUGACGCCCAAGUCCUUUCGUCAUGAUACUUUGGCAUUGCCCUUGGUGAGCUGCUCUGGGUUUCCCCCGUGACCAGGGAGUCGUUCCAACGUUUAUCAUUUGUAUGAAAUUUGUUGUCCUCGAGUCUGUCAUCUUCUCAGACAACUCUGUCUCAGCCACACGGAAAUGGGCCCGUUGGACGACAGGAGAGAGAUCUACUUGUGGUGGGAACCAGACGUUGUAUAUUAUGUAUUUAUACCCAAAAGGCAUGAAACUUGAAAUCUAAUGUAACACGAUUUCUCUCCAG